AGUUGAGUACCUAGUUGUUAACUCUGAUUCAGCCCCGUAAAUUGCGUAAUGCAGUUGUUGUCCAACAGCCCUACAUUUCCUUCCUUAUAUCACUUAGACAAAGCAUAGCCAUGCCAGUGACUCGUUUGGUGUCAACAUCGAUAUCAGUCGACGUCUUUCUCAUUUUAUAGCCACCUCUCUUUAAAGAAUAUCCCACCUUGAGGUCCUGUUGAUGCGCUUGCAAACUAACAACAUGGACUCACAUGUUCCCUUGAAAUGGACGAAUACAUAAUCAAGGUACUCCGUAAGCUAGUCUUGAUAGGUUGUGAAGCCUAGCUAUUCGGCUGAUGUUUUGCGCCAAACCACCAAAGCACCAUCAGAAACCAUGAUGGCUUUCUUGUUACAGAACGCUGGACUCUGAAGUAAGCAAUUUUAACUCAUUCUUAGCCUGCAACCAUGGAUACUUUAGCCUAAGGUAGCUCGUCCAGAUACACAAUACUCACUAUUCCCCGUUGACAUCGGCCGAGAUAUAAACCUGAAAAGGAAACUCGGCGACCAAGACUCCGAAAAGGACAACAAAACAUUAGAAACCAACAUAAGGUGAUCCUGAGCAUAAAUAUCAUGGAAGAAGACAGGUUCUCGAUAUUCAAGUCCGGUUUCAUAAUUCUGCCUAUGGUGGUUCCGAAUUACGUUGAAUAGUUGCCGUCAAUAACGUAUCACAUUGCCAUCAUGAAGACCACUUCCGCUGGAUUCGUGUUCACGUCGGCUGUGCUGGCUGGACUCGCUCAUGCAAUCGGUAUGGCACCGCCGCCGCCUGUUGAGCUUGUGCAGGGCUUCGACUGGAAGGACCCCUUUGCUCUCGAUGCCAUGGCCUCAUUCCGACCUACCUGCGAGGCCAAGGCUCAGUUUGAAGCUCUCGAGUACACCCUCAAAGACUUGAUGGAACCUCCUCCCAAGGGGUUGAAGCCAUGGUCGAAGGGCCUGAAGGCGGUGUUCGCUGAUAAAGAAUACCCUGGAGGGUGGCUGGGUCUCGAUCCUCACCUUAAUGGCCGAAGUCUGCUGCUGAUGAACUACGAUCAAAUGCCUCUCCUGGUUCGCAGGUGGAUUGAACAACAGGAACGGACUGAUGGGAAGGGGAAGGCCCUCUUUGCCGUUCUUGAGAAGCCAAAGAAUGAUGAGGAUGAGAUCGAGAAAGUUGUUCAGUUCCCUGAAGCUGACAAGAUCGAUCGCGACAAUGACAAGGACAAGGUUGCCAUAUUCGCACCUGGCGCCUUGUAUGGGAUCCUUCCUCUGUGGACGGCAGAGACAAGUAAAUGCGAGGAUCAACUUGUCGACCUGAGCAAGUAUAAGCCCAGGCCUUCAGAUGGCGGGGUUGUUGGUUGGGUUAUGCAUACUGAACCCCAGGACUAUAAGACGAAACUCGACAUCAAAGUCCAGGCACUGAAGACGAAGGAAGUCAGGAGUGGUCAGGAACAAGGCCAGGCAAAGUCUGCAUCAAGAGAGGAGCUGUAGGGUAGACGUGGCUGAAUAUCUUUCCAUGCUCAAUGUUGAAAUGACUUGACUGCAAACUCUCAGUGCCCACUUACUUGCUGUGGACGUUUUUGUGAUCUUCUUCUGUAGCCAAAUAAUAUUGGUAAAUAGAGGGAUAACUGCAUAAAGGGCAUUGUGCCUGUACUUGAUGAACACC
Fusarium odoratissimum NRRL 54006 is the source of this 1666-nucleotide messenger RNA. RefSeq lists its product as uncharacterized. The transcript has 3 exons. The record is from RefSeq and is a predicted model, not a curated record. The coding region runs from base 709 to 1491 and encodes 260 amino acids. NCBI's taxonomy places the organism in Eukaryota, Fungi, Ascomycota, Sordariomycetes, Hypocreales, Nectriaceae.